UGAAUGUCGAGGCCCGUAGGCCCGGAACCGGCAGCAGCGUGCUUUUUCGGUCUGACAGCUAAGACGGGAGACGGGCAUUUAUCCAGUUAACGUUAGCUAACCUGGGUCUGCUUCGGUUUAGGUUAAACUGUGAGGGAUGGAGGUAUUGUGGAUAUUACUUGGUGUUCUUGCCUCCCAAUUGAAGUAUCUUAAGGCUGAUGACAUCGUGGUGGGCUGCGGGGGAUUCGUCAAAUCAGAUGUGGAAAUCAAUUAUUCCCUCAUCGAGAUUAAAUUAUAUACCAAACAAGGCUCCUUGAAGUACCAAACCGACUGUGCUCCAAUCAAUGGCUACUUUAUGAUUCCACUCUAUGACAAGGGAGAUUUUAUCCUGAAGAUUGAGCCACCUCUAGGAUGGAGCUUUGAGACCACCAGUGUGGAUCUUCAUGUGGAUGGACUGACUGACAUCUGCACCAAAGGGGAGGACAUUAACUUUGUCUUCACAGGCUUCUCUGUGUCAGGAACGGUGCUAAGUAAGGGGCAGCAGCUGGGUCCAGCUGGGGUGGAGGUGAGCUUGCGAAAGAGUGGAGCGGAAUCGAACCUGCAGACGGUGCUCACGCAGCCAGGAGGAAAGUAUACCUUCUUCAAAGUUCUGCCUGGAGAUUAUGAAAUCACUGCAACCCAUCCGUCCUGGAUUCUGCAGGAAAGCGCUACCACAGUGCGUGUGUCCAAUGCCAAUGCCCCGGCUGCAGCGCCCCUAGUGGUGGGAGGUUAUGAUGUUUCUGGGGAAGUGCGAAGCGAUGGAGAGCCCAUGAAGGAGGUCACCUUUCUACUCUACUCAGCUACAGUCAAGAAAGAGGACAUCGCAGGGUGCAACAUGGCCCCGGUGGAGGGUGCUUUGUCAGGAGAAGAGUCCCUCUCUUACCUGUGCAGCGUUCUGUCCCGGGAAGAUGGCACCUUCACCUUCCCCUCUCUGGCCAGCGGGGAGUACACAGUGGUGCCUUUCUACAGAGGAGAGAGAAUCACCUUCGAUGUUGCACCAUCUCGGAUGGAGUUCAGAGUGGAGCACAACAGCUUAAAACUGGAACCUGUUUUCCGUGUGAUGGGCUUCUCUGUGACCGGCAGGGUGCUCAAUAGCCCUGAUGGGGAGGGCGUUCCUGAUGCCACGGUCACGCUCAACAAUCAGAUCAAAGUGCUGACCAAAGAGGACGGCUCUUUCCGCUUGGAGAACAUGACCGCCGGAACCUAUACUAUUCGCACGCACAAGGAGCUCAUGUUCUUUGAGCCAAUCACAGUGAAGAUUGCCCCUAAUACGCCGCAGCUGCCUGAUAUCAUCACAGCGGGGUUCAGCGUGUGUGGCCAGAUCUCCAUCACCCGGCUGCCCGAGGGCAUGAAGCAACAGGGCCGCUACCGUGUCACCCUAACCCCCCAAGGGCAAGACAAGGCCGCUGUCCGCACUACAGACUCUGACCAGCAGGGGGCGUUUUGUUUCCAGGCCAGACCAGGGGACUACAGCAUCCAGGUGUCCCUCCCAGAGGCUGAAGUGAAGGCCGGUCUGGCACUGCAGCCUCAGGCUCUGGAGGUGUCUCUUGUGGACCAGCCUCUGUCUGACCUCCACUUCACGCAGUUCAUGGCCUCUGUGUCUGGAAAGGUGUCCUGCCUGGCGGCCUGCGGUGACCUGACAGUGACCCUGCAGCCUGUGAGCCGACAGGGCGAGCGGCGCAGUGUUCAGGUCUCGGGGAAGGCCGACUCGCUCACAUUCUCAUUCGACAACGUCCUGCCAGGAAAGUACAAAGCGAGUAUCUCCCAUGAGGAGUGGUGCUGGAAACACAAGUCCGUGGAGGUGGAGGUGCUGGACACAGAUGUGCUGGGAUUGGAGUUCAGACAGACGGGAUACAUGCUGCGCUGCUCCCUCUCCCACGCCAUCACACUGGAAUUCUUCCAAGAUGACAGCAUACCUGAGAAUGUUGGAAUUUACAACCUCUCCAAGGGAGUCAACCGCUUUUGCCUGUCCAAGCCAGGCGUGUACAAAGUGACACCUCGAUCCUGCCACCAGUUUGAGCAGGAUUAUUACACCUAUGACACCUCCGCCCCCAGCAUCCUCACUCUGACUGCGGUCAGGCACCACAUGACCGGGCUCAUCACAACCGACAAGAUCAUGGAUGUCACCGUGACCAUCAAGUCUUCUAUUGAGAGUGAGCCGGCGCUGGUGCUGGGGCCCCUGCGGUCCCAGGAGGAGCUGCGGCAGGAGCAGCAGCUGCAGGAGAUCGAGCUGCGCAGGCAGGAGAGGGAGCGGCGCGGCGAGGAGGAGGGCAAGGAGAGCCCCCCGGUGCAGGAGAAAGCCGACGACCUGCACGGGCCCUUCCACUACGAGUUCUCCUACUGGGCCAGGGCUGGGGAGAAGAUCACAGUGACGCCCUCCUCCAAAGAGCUCCUCUUCUACCCGCCCGAAGUGGAGGCCACCAUCACUGGAGAGGGCUGUCCCGGGCGCCUGGUGAGUAUUGCUGGGCAAGCGGGACUCUUCCUGGAGGGACAAGUGUCACCCGAGCUGGAGGGUGUGGAAAUAUCCAUCAGCGAAAGAGGAGCGGCAACGCCCCUCAUCACUGUGUUCACCAAUGAGAAGGGAGCAUACAGUGUGGGGCCACUGCACAGUGACCUGCAGUAUGACAUCAGCGCCAGCAAAGAGGGUUUUGUGCUGACGCCGGUGGAGGGCACUCAGAGGGAUUUCAAGGCCUUUGCCCUGGCAGGGGUCACCUUUGAGAUCAAGGCAGAGGAUGGCCAGCCCCUCUCUGGAGUCCUUCUCUCUCUCAGCGGCGGUCAGUUCCGUUCCAACCUGCUUACCCAGGAAACUGGCCUCCUCACCUUCAACAAUCUGAGUCCCGGUCAGUACUACUUCAAGCCGAUGAUGAAGGAGUUCCGCUUUGAGCCUGCAUCUCAGAUGAUUGAAGUGGAGGAGGGUCAGACCCUCAACAUCGCCAUCACUGGCUUCAAAACUGCGUACAGCUGCUACGGUGCUGUGCUUUCCCUGAGUGGUGACGCGGAACAGGGGGUGGCGGUGGAGGCAGUGGGUCAGGGGGAGUGCAGCCUGUACAGCGAGGACACUGUGACGGACGAGGAGGGUCGCUUCAGGCUACGGGGCCUGCUGCCUGGGUGCAAAUAUGUGAUCCAGCUGAGAGCUGAAGGUAACGACCACAUAGAGAGAGCCCUGCCCCAGCACAGGCCUAUUGAGGUUGAGAAUAGUGACAUUGAAGGUGUGAACAUCAUCGCCUUCAGACAGAUCAAUCAGUUUGAUCUGAGUGGCAACGUCAUCACAUCCCCAGAACACCUUCCCACUCUCUGGGUGAAGCUUUAUAAGAGUGACAACCUGGACAACCCAGUUCACAGUGUGUCCCUGGGUCAGUCGCUCUUCUUCCACUUUGCUCCGCUGCUGCGGGAUGGAGAGAGCUACGUGCUUGUGCUGGACUCCACCCUGUCCCGUUCGCAGUACGACUUCUCCCGGCCCCAGGUCUCCUUCACUGCCACUGGGUACCACAAGCACGUCACGCUGACCUUUAACCCCACCCGCAAAGUGCCUGACCAGGAUGUGGCCCAGGGGUCGUACAUUGCACUGCCCCUCACUCUGCUGCUUCUUUUAGCUGCUUAUAACCACGAGAAGGUCAUCCCUUUGCUCCUACAGCUGCUGAGCCGUGUGCAGGGGGUUCGAGGACUGGCGCAGACAGGGGGGGACGGCGCAGUCCUGGACGAUGCCAAACGCCAAGCCAAGAGGCAGAAAACCAGGCGCACAUGAGGAGACCAAAGAGGACUGCAGACCCCACCCACGUUUCCAGAGCUGACGGGACAACCAGAACUGCAGUCACUCCCACAUCACCUUGUAGCUGCAUGGACUGAUGGACUGAUAUUGCCAGCAUGGAUUCUGCUCUGGAGCUGGGAACAUUUCAAGGCAGGGUAGAUGAGAGUGGACCUUCUGCAGUACACUGUCACUUCUGUCAGGUGUGCCUCUGAUGGAUGUUUCACACCCUUGGAAGAAUCCAUACCGUCAAUAUGGGCCUUUUUGUACCUUUUUCAUGUGUUACUUGAUAUCUGAGCCCUUUUGCAAAAGCUCUAAAGGACAAAGGAAAGAUUGUGUCUGUUCCUGUGUAUGACUUUGUCUCUAGAAUAUGGUUUUGGGUAGUGGGGGAGUGUAUGUGUAUGUUUGUGUGUCUGCUUAGAAGAGAUGAGGCAGUCUGGGGAAACUGCAGGUAUAAGAAUUAUUGUGAAUAUCUAGGAGCCUACAGAUAUGAGGAAAAUGGGAUGUAACCUGGAGAGAUUAAUUUAUGAACAAUAAAUCUUUAGAUGUGAUUGUGAAAUGUUUUGAGUGAGAGCGCUCUCAGGGAGCAUGUGGAUUUAAGUAUGGCUUUGCAGGGUGAUGUCACCCUGGGCCCCAGCACUCGCAGUCCCUCAGAUCCAGCAGCAGGGGGGGAUCAUGCGCUUGAGUCUCUGUGUGUACGACGCUCCCUGAUUCAGAUCACUCGCCUCACAGAAGCGUGCAUGUCACUGUCUGUGAAGGUGGGUCACACACCUACCUUGACACGUUUUUCUUUUUUUUUUUUUUUUCCCCAAAUUA
Messenger RNA from Megalops cyprinoides (Indo-Pacific tarpon), 4579 nucleotides. It is a transcript of the gene nomo, whose product is annotated as nodal modulator. The coding region runs from base 137 to 3763 and encodes 1208 amino acids. NCBI's taxonomy places the organism in Eukaryota, Metazoa, Chordata, Actinopteri, Elopiformes, Megalopidae. The transcript has 31 exons. Gene Ontology annotation, molecular function: carbohydrate binding. Gene Ontology annotation, cellular component: endoplasmic reticulum membrane. The record is from RefSeq and is a predicted model, not a curated record.